GAGUCACUUCCUGCACACACAAGGCAGGCUCCAGCCACCACCCCCCCACCAGCCAACUAUCCACUAACAGCCGGGCAGCGGCCGAUAAACAGGAGGGAGCAGCCCUCAGCCUCACUUCCUGCACUUCCUGAGGUGACAUGGAGAGGAGAGAGAGAAGCGAGUGAAGGGGAAGAGGCAGGAAGCUGAGCGGCUGCAUGUGCCCAUAGGUUGGUAGAUGGACACAGAGGGACCGCUGGCUGCUUUGCUGGCCGGUUUUGAGGAUGGAGGAUUUUUCCCCAGCUCGUCUCUGGCAUGUCAUGAGCUGGCUUAGCUGACCACUGGCAAGCAUUGAGAUUUUUGGACCCCUUUCCCAUGUUCCAGAACUUCCAACUGAUGCUGCUGCUGUUCUUGUAAAGACCUUCACGGAUCCCUCAUGAAGAACAAAGCUGCAAAGCAGAAGAGCAAAGGCAAAGGCAGUGGCAGUGCUUUUGGCUGCGACCUGACUGAGCACCUCCAGAGCUCCGGGCAUGAGGUCCCACAAGUGCUGAAAAUCUGUGCUGAGUUCAUCGAGGAACAUGGCAUUGUGGACGGCAUAUACAGGCUAUCAGGCAUUACCUCCAAUAUCCAGAGGCUACGGCAGGAGUUUGGCUCGGAGGCUUGUCCAGACCUAACGAGGGAGGUCUACCUUCAGGAUAUCCACUGUGUGGGGUCUCUGUGCAAACUGUACUUUAGAGAACUGCCCAACCCCCUGCUGACCUAUGAGCUCUACAAGAAGUUCACAGACGCUGUAUCUGUUAAAGAGGAGCAGGAGCAACUGCAUCGGAUCCAAGAUGUCAUCAAAGAACUCCCUGCUCCUCAUUAUCGGACCCUGAAGUACCUGAUUAAGCAUUUGAGACACCUGGCUUCACUCAGCUCCCAAACAAACAUGCAUGCAAGGAACCUGGCACUUGUGUGGGCACCCAACCUGCUCAGAUCCAAAGAGAUUGAGAUUUCUACUUGCAAUGGGGAUGCUGCCUUCUUGGAGGUGCGGAUUCAACAGACUGUAGUGGAGUUCAUCUUGAAUCACAUGGAGCACAUCUUCAACAACAACACAGAUCAUCCACCUGCAGAGAAAGAAGACAAUAACAGUGCAAGGAAGUGUUUGACGCUGCCUGCUAGCGUGCCAUCUCAACCAAUGAAGCUAGUGAGCCUAGAAGAGGCACAAGCCCGUUCUCUGAGUCCCAAUCACCCUGCCCGACGGGAGAAACGUGAAAACAGCUUGCCAGACACUGAGGCUUGCAAUGCUGCCCUGUACCACACUGUCAUUGACCUCCCAGAUAACAAGAGGAAGUUCUCAGGAAAGUCCAAGAGGUGGAAGUCCAUCUUCAACCUUGUUCGGUCAGGAUCUGAAUCGAAAUCAAAGCUGAACCGCAAUGGCAGUGUGUUUGUACGUGGACAGAAACUAUCAGAAAAAGCCUCCAUCCGCCCAGCAAAAAGCAUGGAUUCACUCUGCUCUCUCCCAACAGAAGAAGACGACAAGGACAGGGAGUUCAAACGCUCAGCAGCAACAGGAGGCUUUUUCAUGCCAGCCUUUAAAUCCCGAACGCUUGGCUCUGGAAGUGCUUAUGAUCUCAGCCAACGAGAUCCAAACUGGGAAAGUGAGUGUUCUGCACCCACGGAAGACUCGCCCAGAAACAAAGAGAAGCUAGAGGCCAAGGGAUCAGCUCCUCACCGUUCCCUUCCAGAGCAGUUAAAAGUCUUCAAGGGGGACGAGGUGAGUCGCUGUGAACCCACCUCUCCCAAGAGUCGGCGAAUGUUCUACUCCAGCAGUGCCAGUGAUGGCUCCUCCAAACCUGCCUUCCCCGGCAGCCUGUUCCCUUUGGAGGCUUCACCACGACAUCAGCGCAAAGCCCUGAAUAUUUCUGAACCCUUUGCAGUCUCUGUACCCUUGAGAGUGUCGGCUGUAAUCAGUGUGAACAGCACACCUUGCAGGAUGUCCAGUAAAGAUAAGCAGGGCCUACCCAUCAUGGAAGAGUUGCCCACUUCUGUUCCAUGCAAAGAGGGUGAAGAAAACAAUCUUUCUGAAAAUAGUACUACCAGCAGCAUCGGAGGAGGUGCCAUGAUGGCUCUGAACAAAGAAGACAAGCAUUCACUUGUGUGCACCACAGAUGAGCACUUGCAAAACAUUAAAACCGAGCCCAUUCCAUCACCAAGCAAAGCUUCAGAGACAGAGCUUCCAGGGGAGAGCUGCAUGGCACAAGCAAUGGUGUCAGCUGCUGCAGCUGAAGGACAGAGCAAGUCAGCAGAGAACUGGAUGGACUUGGACGCUGAUGUGGAUACGGCACCUCUGGUAGAGCUCCGGAUUAUUGAGCCUGAUGUGGACAUCAACACCAGCAGCUGUGGAAAGUGGCCUUUGCUGGCAUCAUCAAAGCAGGCGACCUCUUGCUCUCUUGAGCACUUAACAGAUGGCUGUGGAUUGGCAUCCUCAGAGUGUGGUUCAGGAUGUGGAGAUUUGGGUGAGCUAACAAUAACAGACACACCUUUGGGUGUUUUGAAUAGUCAGGCCUCUCCUCCGGCAGAGGACAGGGUUCAGCAUCCAGCUGCCUACAUACAGCAGGACCACCCCAGCCAUGCCAUUGCAUGUACCUCUGAACAGGACUCAAUCUGCUUUGGCACCAAGGAAAGUCUGGAGUUCUUUAACCCAGAAGGAGGUGAGGUGCUAACAAGGAGAUGUCCUGAAAGUCUGGAUGUGCUUGAAACACUUGUUCACAAUGGCUUUGGACAUACAGACACAACUGAGCAUGUAGGCCCAUUUGGCAGUUCAGAAACCUGUAGGAGCUCUGAAGAGAGCACAAGCUCCCUGGAACUUCAUGAACGAGAGGAAGAUGAGGUAUGGCAUGAAGGCUCAACUGCUUUGGAGCUGGUGGAGCCGUGGGAGGACCAGCAGUGGGUGACCAGUCCUCUACACUCACCCAAAGCUGUUUUUAGUUCCUGGCAACUCCCUGACUUCCCACCAUCUCCCACUGUGGACAAUCUGAUAAAGCCAAAUUCAAAAGGCUCCUCUGAAGAGAAGCAGAGACAAGAAGAGUAUAAGGUCACUAAGACAGAGAAAACUAGUGACUGCAAGUCUGUUGACGAAACGUCUCCUAGUGUUUGCAUACAGCCAGACAAGGAGCCAUUGAAUGCUAUUGUAAUGGACACACCACAAGACAGUGCUUCUCUGCCAAAAGAGUCGGAAAAAGCAGAUGGAAGAGGUGAGGACACCCUCAGACAAGCUGUUGAACAGCCUCCUCCAACAAAAACCAGUGUUGACACCUCAGAGACCCCUGCCAGAAAUGUACACUCGACACAUAGGCCAUCUUCUCUGAACUUGGACCUGAGGACCACUGCUAAUGAGCCGUUCAUCUUGUUUGGUGUGGCAUCUGCAGCUCCAUCUCAAUCCCCUUCAAUACAGGACAGCGCGGGGAAAACAAAUGCCAAUCCUUGUUCCAUAGAACUGGAAAUGUUACUAAGUGAGCGGCCAGCUCCUGUGCGCCGUAACUCUGCUCCUGUCAGCGUGGCAUCUGUCCGCACCACUUUCAUGGUCAAGACAUGCCAGGCAAAAGCAGUCCCAGUGAUACCACCAAAACUCCAGUACACACAGAUACCUCAGCCCUUGCAAACUAAGAACUCUGGUGCACGUGUGGAAAAGGAGCCUGAUAAGACUUCAGAACACCCAUCAGCUGUACGGGACCCCAAAGAUGAAAAGGAGAACAACGAGCCUACUUCAAAAACAACUAAACAUGGGGGAGGCAGUGGGACUGUAGAGUCACCGAUGCAGAAGGGGGUGCCUGUCACUGAGGCCAUCGUGCUGCGCAGGAAACGCAGCUCUAAUGGUGUGGCCUUCACUGACCCUUCCUCCUCCUUCUCCUCAAGGCCUGCUGGCAUGCAAAAGUCCUCUUUCCGGGCCAGGCCCAACCGGCCGCAGAGCCUAAUUCUGUUCAGCCCCCCAUUCCCCAUCAUGGACCACCCUCCAUCAGAUGCCACUAAACUACUCUUGUCACCCAUUAAGAGCCCCACUGACACAGCGGCACUGGGCUGUCUGUCUAAAGAGCUUGCAGAGAACCUAAAGACACCUGAGGGCGUCACUCUGCGAAGUAAAAUGACCUUACCAAAGAGUGGCCAGAGGCUGGAGACCUCAACUAACUGCUUCUACCAGCCUCAGCGUCGCUCCAUGAUAUUUGACAGCAGGAACAGCAGGCAAAUAGAGUGAGGCCCUGGAGGCUGAAGUCUUUCACUAACAGACAUGGUCAGCUGUGAGGCUGUGGCCACUCAGCAGUGGAUAAGGUUGUUUCCCAGAUGGUGUUUUUUUUUCCAGCAGAUUCAGACAUUAUUGUUCCCUGUAGUUUGUGGGCCUAUCUCAGAUGUUGUGGUCAUCCUUAGCAGACAUGGACAAUUGCAGAACGAACAGUGCUGUUUUCUGGAGUGAGACAGGGUGUACACAGUUAUUGGAAGAUGCAGUCCUGUCCAAGAGAUUGUGUUCACUCCUCAAGGGUCAUUGUCAGAUCUUAGAAUGUGCGGCCCUGUCCCAGAGUCUGUUGCCACUAGGAAUUUUUGUCUUUUGUGAGCUCAUCAGAGAAAAGGCCUUUGGACUAAUGAAGAAAAGAGUGUGAAGGUUAUUUGAAGGGCAAAAGGGGCGUGAAUGUGGUAAGAGUGAUAAAGAAAUACAAUAGAAGUGACAGAGUUGGAAGGAGAUGAGAGACUGAGAGUGAAUGACUAAGUGAGUGUGCAUUGGUGGUGCAAUGCCGGGUAACACUAAUUACGCUCGUGCUGCACAUGAAUGAAUGUUAAAUUGAGCGUGUUUAUGAUGACAUAUUGAGAAAUGAAACUAUUGAUAAUCCUGUGUUUAAAUGAGUGAAUCAUUUAAUGGGUGACUUAUCGAGAAAUUAAAUUAAUAAGAAUCCAGUGUUUUUUAAUGAGUG
Molecule: messenger RNA, 4919 nt
Organism: Erpetoichthys calabaricus (reedfish)
Lineage: Eukaryota; Metazoa; Chordata; Cladistia; Polypteriformes; Polypteridae
Gene: arhgap31
Product: Rho GTPase activating protein 31
Exons: 14
Coding region: 413-4210 (1265 amino acids)
Biological process (GO): small GTPase-mediated signal transduction
Molecular function (GO): GTPase activator activity
Source: RefSeq, a predicted model, not a curated record